AUGAAUACCAGCAGCGAGUAUAAUGACCUCAUUGACCAGUGUGUCAUCGAUGCACGAAGUAAAAAUCUCACGGAUAUCUACACAACACCGGGUACACCGGAGCUUCUCUACGAUUCCGAGCAUAUAUUGCUAACCCGUAUCAUUCCAGCUACGAUUACAUGUCCGUUUGGUAUCAUACUCAACUGUCUGUUUCUCUACGUAGUAUUCAAAGUGUCAGCCAUGCGUACAUUGACGAAUAUGUAUCUAUCGAACCAAGCCAUCGUAGACUGUAUGUUUCUUAGCGUAUACUAUAUAGUGCAAGUCGGUGAACCGUUGUCAACAGAUAUCGUACACGAUAAAAGUUUUCUAGGACCAGUUGGAUGUUUUAUUGUGAACAUAAUACUGGAUAUUUGCCUCUUCGUCUCCGAGUUAAACAUACUUUUAGUGACCUUCGAACGAUACAUGGCAAUUUGUAAACCAUUCAAAUCGAUUAGAAUCAGUUCCAUCUCUCGCACAUUCAAAUUGAUCAUUCUUACGUGGAUCGUGGGUAUUAUUUUCGCUGCGCCGGUCACCCGUUUCUACACUGACUGGUACACUGUGUGCAUUAUGUGGCCAACAGACAGUGAGUUUAGUAAUUUGAAUAUGUCUUAUUCCAAUUGCUUCUCCGGAGUAAGAACGCCAAUCGACGGAGUUCUAUAUAGUCUAACACCGAUACUUGCCUUUGUUUUAGUGAUCUCGGUUAUUAUUAUACUGAAUAUUCUAACGACAAGGGAGAUCCGAAGGAGCGCUGGAAACUAUUCGAUCACGGCCCGUGACUUGAAACAGAGGCUUCAUCAGCAACGGCAGAUAGUGGUUAUGUUAGCGGUGACGGCGGGUGUGCUAUUCAUUUGCCUAUUGCCGUAUCAUUUAGAUCUGAUCAUUGGCUACUUAUACAACACAACACAUCCUAACAAUGUCAUCAUAAUGCCCCAGGCAUGGAAUGAACUGGUUCGGUGGCUGCCGAUGGUGAAUUCUUCAAUAAAUCCCAUUGUUUAUGGUAUAUUGAAUAAAAAAUACAGAAGAACGUUUCUCGCCACAUUUGGGUGCUGUGACAGUAGCCAUAGCAAAGCAAAUCGGCAGGAUUACGCGACUUGCACUAAAUUUUCACACACAGUAGAAACUAGCAACAAUUUAAAAAUGAUUUUACACAUUCCCGCAAUUCCUGAUAAUUCUUGCUAA
Molecule: messenger RNA, 1197 nt
Organism: Saccoglossus kowalevskii
Lineage: Eukaryota; Metazoa; Hemichordata; Enteropneusta; Harrimaniidae
Product: thyrotropin-releasing hormone receptor-like
Biological process (GO): G protein-coupled receptor signaling pathway
Cellular component (GO): plasma membrane
Molecular function (GO): G protein-coupled receptor activity
Source: RefSeq, a predicted model, not a curated record